Messenger RNA from Lineus longissimus, 3334 nucleotides. Its product is annotated as eukaryotic translation initiation factor 4H-like. The transcript has 8 exons. Gene Ontology annotation, molecular function: RNA binding. The record is from RefSeq and is a predicted model, not a curated record. Lineage: Eukaryota; Metazoa; Nemertea; Pilidiophora; Heteronemertea; Lineidae. The coding region runs from base 2 to 817 and encodes 271 amino acids.
CAUGGCGUACAAUAACUACGGUGGUGGAGGCAGGGACUACAAUAAUGAUCGCGAUUACGGCGAUCGCGGCGGUUACAGUGGAGGUGGUGGUGGUGGUGGUUAUGGAAAUAGAGGGCCGCGACAGGAGCAGCCAAUUCCUGAUGAACCUCCAUUCAAAGCAUUUGUAGGGAACUUACCCGGUGGAAUGGUACAGGGGGACUUCGAUGUAAUAUUUUCAACUUGUAAAGUAAAAAGUGCAAAUUUAGUUCACGAUAGAGACACAGAGCUGUUCAGAGGCUUUGCUUAUGUGGAAUUCGCCGAUCAAGAAUCAUUACGUGAAGCUCUAGCAUAUGACAAAGCCGUAUUCUGUGAUAAACAAAUAAAGGUGAACGUUGCAAUUGAUAGAAAUCGAGGAGAGAGGGGCCGAGGUCGGGGGCGUGGUGACCGAGGAGGUUUCGGUCGAGGAGGCGGUCGAGGUCGUGACAACUAUGGAGGAAAUGACGACUUUGGAGACCGACGUGGUGGGGGCGGCUAUCGUGGAGGACGUAGUGAUAGAGGAUAUUCAGGCGGUGGACGAGGUGGUGGUGGUGGUGGUGGUUGGAAUGACCGCGACAAUGAUGAUUCGCGUGGAGGUGGCGGGCGAUAUGGCAACCGACCUCGUAACAACAGUGGCGAUGAUGAAUUCAAGGAACCCGAUGAAGCAUCGAGAGCUGCUCGGCCAAAACUGAAGCUGCUUCCAAGAUCUGUACCCAAGGAUGCCCCCAAGGAGCCCCCCACUGGUCGCUCGGAUAUCUUCGGUGGUGGCAAACCAAGGGAGGCCAAGGGCGACGACUUAUAAUGUACAUUAGACUGAAAGUUUUUCAAGGUCUGCUUGGUUCAGUUUGUAGUCUCCGAUCACCGGGAAGCUGAGGGAGAGAUGAUGCAUCCACCGACUGGAAAGCCUGCUUGUCACCAUGGUUUUUGACAGCAUACUGCAAGGAUUUCUAUGGCUGCUAUUAUUGUUUUCAUCAAAUUAUCUUCUUCGAUGAACUUUGGGCAGGGGUUGAUUUCUAUUGAUAUUGAUUUAGGUAUUUUUUGGCUACAUCUGCUAACACGAUCAUGAUGUUAAAAUGGUUCUUUAAGCAAACAUAGAACCCACAUGGAAUAAACAAGCUAUAAUGAUGCUAGUAUCACAUUUUAUUUAAGCAUUCCUAAAAAUUUCGGUUUGAUCAGCUGAAAAUAAGGCUUUGCUCAAUUUAAUGGCCUCAAAGAAGGGCAGGGCCUCCUUGUUGAUUUCGGCCAGUGUCUCAAUGACCCAAGAAGUGUGUCUCCGUUUUAAGAAUGUGGCUCGCUGCUUAUAUCGGGGUGGGAGCCUGAUUGUUGUUUCAGUCAGUUUUUCCUCGGAGUCUUUAACUUUGUGGACAUCAAGCAUUUAUUGGUAGAAUCAAGUGUACACAGUGAGACCUGGGUGUACACAGUGCGUGUGCCAUCUAAGUAUUUGACCGUUACUGUAUAUUCCAGUAAAGGCUACAUGUAAAUAUUUCUAUCUCUUAUUUACAUUUGUUCGAACUAUUAGCCUUUCGUUGGACAACCAGCAAUCAUUUGGUUACUAGUUGAUAGAUUGAGCAUCCCAAUCAUCAUUUGAGUAAAAAUGACCUGUUCUAUUCUUUAAAAAAUUAACUCGUACAGGAAAUAAUCGAAAAAUGUAUGUACUGUGGAAUCAAUUUGGGAACUUCUACUUUGUAAUGUCCCUUUUUCCACAUCGAGCCAGUGCUUGGUGAUCUUAAUGGAAUUUCAUCAAAGUAAUAACAGAAUUUCAUGGUUAUUCAUUGUUUUUAUUUUGCACUCUUUUAUAACUGCCCUUGCUUAUGUUCAGACAAGAAAAAGUGAAUGGUGAUUUUGAAAGUGAUUGCUGCAAGUCUUGUAUAUCAAUGGUACUUAAACGCAGUGAAGCUUUUCAUCAUACACCACCAUUUUCAAAUUUUGUUACAAAGUUCGAUUUAGAUCCGUUUGGCUCCUCAUUAUGGCAAAACUUGACUGUGACGGCUGAGAAUCUUGCACUAAGAAUAUCGCAGAUUUUGAUAUGGUAGCACUUUCACUUGAGGUGUUUCAUUCUGGAAAUGAUUUCUUAAAUCUGUCCCCUAUGGUGAUAAAGUGGUGUUAAAGUCGAGUGUGCUGUAAUUAGCUAUUGUUUUCUUCAUACAAUGAAUUAGCACUGUAAAUAUUGCUUAGGUGUAAAAUCCAUGUUGACUGCAGAGCCUGUCCUCUCAUUUUUUGAAAGAAUGGGUUCUAACCAUGCAUGUAUAUUACCUUACCACUUGGUUGCUUUGUUUGAGGGGUUUUACGCUUGUUUAUUUAGGCUGGAAUUGAUUAGGGUUAGUUCAAUAUUCAAUGGUGUAGUCUUACCACAUUACGGCUAAAGAUCUCCCAUUAGAAAAAAAAGUUGUCACUGCUAAGAUUGCAUCUUUGAGUGUUCCUCAUUAUGCGCUAUGAAAUGAUGUCUUAGUUAUUUUCACAAUAUUUUCUGAGCUUUUUGUCAGUAUAGCAAGUUGUCUGGAAGUUUUAAUCAUGUAUCUAUAAUGGAGCAUAAAUUUCAGUUAGUUGAACUCUUCAACUGUUAGUGAGAAGCAUAUACACUGCAACUUUUUCUACAAAAGACUUCUUACUUUAUGUGGAAAUUAGGUUGAACAAAACUCUGGUAUUUUUCAUAUGGUCUUUGAAACUGUCGAAAUGUGAAUUUGAUUAUGAUUUUACCGGGAGAUCAGCAUCGCAAAAUGUGAUGUCACAGUAUACCAAAAUGAAUUUCUUCUACCUUUGUUAUUUGUCAAGUAUAAAAGCACUAGUCUGCCGAUUUUUUAAAAAAGAAAUUUUUAAACAUGCACGAUUUUGUUUUGCCAAAAAUGUCUAACUGACUUUUCUGGUCCUAUUUUUAGUAAUUUCAGAACUUUGUGGCCAUGAUAACAUUACAGCCCAAAUUCGAUAAGUCCAAGCGCCUGGCUAGUGUCAACCUUUGCAUAAAUUUGUAGUCUCUUGUAGAUAUUAUUGCACUUAUUUGCAUUUAGUGCUUUAAGUGGCCAUUCAUUUAGUAUGUACGCAUAAAAGGGGUUGUUAAAUUUGAGGCCCAUUUUGCAUACUUGUGCCUAUGUACUCAAUGAAAGUCCUUAAUCAAUGAGAUACAUUUACAAUGUGUUCAAAUUCAGAUCGUAUUCUUGUUAGCAUGAAGGUCACUCAGUACUGUGAGAUAAUGUAGCUUCAUGAAAGCAGUGUACAUUUUCUUAAAAUUUGCUGAAUUUGAAAAUGAAAAAAAAUGUAUAUUGUCUGCCCUACAUUAUUAUGUGGCAGAAAACUUUAGAAUAAAAAGAAAAAUAUGUUGUAA